AUGCAAUCGGAUCCAUAUAUACUAUUUCCAACUCACCCACGCGUAUUCAUCCCCAAUCUUUUUUAUAUAAAUCCAAACAAUCUCAAUUUCCAUUCAUCAAUUGCAAUUUCAACUUCAUCUUCCUUGUUUGCUUCCCCUAAUCUCCCUUUCACUUCACACAAACCGUCACAUUCAAGUUCAAGCUCGGUCCAACUUGGAAGAGCUACCGUGGAGAGGACGGGUAAUACUAGCUCUUCGUCGAUGUACGAGGUGCUUGGGGUUGGUGUGGGAGCAGAUACGCUAGCGGUGAAAGGAGUGUACCGAAGAUUAGCUAGAGUUUUGCAUCCGGAUGUGGGAAAUUGUGAGUCGUCGGCCGAUGAGUUUAUGAAAGUGCAUUUGGCGUAUACAACGCUCGUAGACACUGAAAAACGAGCUGCGUAUGAUCGCAGUCUGGUCCAGAGGCAGACUGCAGUUUCGUCCUCGAUGAGAUUUGCCCGUAGCUACCAGUCAAUAAGAUGGGAAACGGAUCAGUGUUGGUAG
This is a messenger RNA of Helianthus annuus (common sunflower), 519 nucleotides long. Its product is annotated as chaperone protein dnaJ 11, chloroplastic-like. The record is from RefSeq and is a predicted model, not a curated record. The transcript has a single exon. Bases 1 to 519 code for a protein of 172 amino acids. Lineage: Eukaryota; Viridiplantae; Streptophyta; Magnoliopsida; Asterales; Asteraceae.